AGAAAUGGGAGAUGCAGUUUUCUGCACUUCUCGUGUUGACAACUACUGGUCGAAGUGCAAUCGACAGAACUGCCGAUAUCCUAACCCGCAACGACAUAAUCCAGGGUUGGAACCAAAGUUGCUCAUGUUGCUGACACUUGCUUCGCUCCUGGAGUGUAUAGUCUUUGAGACGCAAGAGCCCAGACAUACAUAAUUGACAGAUGCACUGGCAAAGUGGGCGUCGUAGCUGUGUGAGUCCGAUGAACAAGUUUCCCGUACGCGGAGCUCCUCCCCGUGAUCGCAGAUAUGUAGUGAUUUGAGAGAUAUGAACAAUGCUGCAUUUAAAUAGACUCCCUGGCAUUGUGUAUAAUAAUCGCUAUCGUGCUUUAAUAUGCUUGCUGUUGAUCAUAAUAGCAACGUAUUAUCUAGUUCAGUGGGGCAUAAUGUGUACAAACAUAGAGAGCUGGCAACAUGUUGGCAAACUGUGCCAACUAUACAGAAAAGGAGAAGCUACCGGUAAUUUAUGCAAACCUCUGUGCAUAGACAAGCAGAUUCGUUCUCUCAAGUGCCACGCUUUUCAUGCCGGAAAGGAAGCAGUCUUCUCGGCCGACUGGGAGGGAACACGUCUCGUAUUUAAAACCUCGCAAAGGAUAAAGGAUGAAUACACGGAACCGGUAACUUGGCUCAAAACUCGCGGCCUAGAACAUUACCCAAACGAAGACGAAUUUAAGAUGAUGAUUCGCGAUGUUAUCGCUCUGAAAUUAAAUUUGUCAAUAUCAAAUGAUCAGCUGAAAAGGCUCAGUCGUUUAGGCUUCUCCAAACACAAUGAUAUUUCCGAACGGCAUAAUGAAAUGAAAAAUAUUUGGGCUCUGUUACAGGAUAAUGAAUAUCUGUGCUCAGUUUUGUAUGCCGACAGGGAUUUAUUUCCACAACUGAUAGGCACAUGUGGGCCAUUUUUCGCUGUUGAAUAUGUGGAACCCAUUAAAAGUGCACCAACAAUAUUAUCACUGUCUGACAGCCGUGAUGACUGGGCUGGUCGUGUGAAAAUGGCAGUCAUGAUUAUGGACCUACUAGAUGAACUAGAUACAAAUCUGCCUGAGCCUUUUCACUUGUGUGAUGUCAAGGUGAGUCACUUCGGAUUGACAAAGGGUGAACAAAGAGUCAAGUUUUUAGACCUGGACUCCGUUUUGCCACGUUCAGUUGUGGGCCAUAUCACUGGAGGUGGACAGCAAUGUACAAAGCAUGAAGACUGUGAUUACUUCGAUUGCCGUUCCAAGUGUAACCUCAAGAAAUUGCGCUGUGAUGCUCCAGUGGUGAAUAACAAUUUACAGAUAGUGUGUGAAAAAAUUUUUCUGGGAUGGACAUUAUCAAAUACACUUGUUCUACCUGGACUACUAAUGUCAGAACAUACCCCUCCCUCUUUAGCAGCUUUGCUUCGCAUUUGUGCUAAUCCAGAGCAUAAGAAAGAAGGGCUUGCAAGGGCAUCUGCCUCAAGGGAUGUGCAAAGACGACUUUAUGCAACUUUAACUGAAAUGCGAAAUAUUCUUGACAAUGAUUUAUUUGUUUGAAUUUGUUAACUGUUUUCUAAAUACCAUUUCCAUCCUGCUUGUGUAUAUGUGGGCUUAACCUCCUCCCUGUGUAUUGUGUAGACUUUUACUGGAAGAACUGAGCAGCAUUAACAUGUACAUUCCAGUGUCCGAAUGUAAAUGAAACCACAGAGUGCUGCAAAAUGCUGUUAGCUAAUGACCUAGAGCAGUGUGCAUAAAAAUGAAUUAAAAAUGUGUUUUGGUAUUCCUACAUUCUAACCAAUGUUUUUGCAGAAUUGGAGACUGUUCUAAAACUGAUUCAUAAGUGUAAGACAGAUGGAAACACAAGUGUGUACUAGAAAAUAAAUGUUGUAGAUGUGUCUUCAAAUGUUUUACUGCAAGAGAAAUUUCAUGAUAAAUUACUAGAAAAUGUGAUGGGAGUUAUUCGGCUACUAAGGACUGUGGUAUUAAUUUCUGGGCAACAGCAAAGAGCAGUGCAGAAGUUAAGUCUGAGCUUUUGGUAGGCCUAUACGUUUUCAUGGUACCUCUAUUACAGUUAUAGUGUGCAUAACAGAAAGAUUAGCUGUUAGUGUAUUAAAAAUGUAUGUUAUCUGGCUUAGUUAUGAUUUAACAGCUAGAGUACAUGCCUAUUUCUGACAAAAAGGUCCCCAUCCAGCAGACAAAUCAACAUCAAUAUUUUGUUACACCAAGACAGACUGUAGAGACAGAGAUUUAAUCCAGUAUGUUGGCAGAGGAGCCUGAGGACACAGACGAGCCCGAGGACAAAACUCUACCCUCCCGCCAUUUUUAUCCAACUGACCAUGAACCAAGGAUGAAAUUUUUUAUAAUGGUAGAACUUUAAAGGCCUAAUAUUGUUUCAAUGUGCCACUGUGAUUUUGCAACCCCAGUUUCAAGGGCAAGGGAGUAGUCUGAGGUUACAGAAAUGACAUGUGAAAUGAGCUGGUGAGCAAAAGUGUACAGUUGAGAGUAGUAAAUGUGUGAGAACUAGAAAAGAAUGGAAUUAAUUACAGACUGGUGUGGCACACAGCAGGAUGCAAACCUUUUGUAACCAUUACGACAGCUUACUUGCAUGUCAGAUCUCAAGCUACCUUGUGUACAUGUUAAGUAACUGGAGCAUGAGCGAGCGAGUGCAAGUGCAAUGCUCUCUCUCUCUCUCUCUCUCUCUCUCUCUCCUCCCCCCCAAAUAACAUGUAGGUACACACACACACACACACACACACACACACACACACACACACUCUUCUACUACUGUAAUAUGUUGUCACAGUAUUUACUUUCCCCUACCUUUUAGAUCAUUAGUACCCCUGUAGUCUGGUGCUAUGCUAUUGUCAUUUCUCACUUUCAUGCAUGCGGGUUCUUAACUCGUGUAACUUUUUUCAAGAGGUACAGUAUAAUUGCACUUUCACUGUAGCUGCUGAUUUUUGUAUUAACGAAGAUUAAAUCCCUUAUCGUGCAUCAUGAUAUUUUCAGUUGGAACUACACUUUAAGAUAACCUUUUUCAUGCUAUGAUAAUCAUAUGGCAUUAACCUGUCCCCUACCACACCUCUCUUAGUUUUGAGAUGACUCUUACUCAUUCCCGAAGGAUUCUUUCACUCUGCACAGGAAUAUGGGCUGUUUUGAAACUUUGUCAGAUUUAUUUCCUCUGGUCUGGAGGUCAAAAAGUUGUUUUUCCUGUAUCUAUGUAGUUCUUGUUUUAAUCUUCAUGAAACUUGUUACAAGGACCAUUACCUAUUUUUGUAAAAUAAUAGGCUACAAUAAAAUAAUAGGCUACAAUACUAUAUCAAAGUACUUACGUACAGUUGAAGUCAUCUUGAUGUGCAUAUCCAACAUUUUAUGCAAUUGUUUACUUUAAAUUUUUAAUGAACUAAUUAUGUGGAAAGAAUGAUAUAUGUAAGAAUAUUCACUUUUCAACAUUUUUCGAAAUUCUUGACGUUUUAUUUUAAGGGUUCUUCUCUACUACUUAUAAAACAUGAAAUGUAUCAGCGCAGAUAUUUACUGAAUUUUAAUUAUUAUUUCUUCAUAAAGCUUCAUGUUUUCUUAUAAGUUAGAAUAUAUGACAAAGUUGGGAUUGUUUUGUUUCCCAGGUAGCUCUCCUUCAACAUACUUGCUUACUAAUGCAACACGGAGAAAUACAAGACAAUUUCACAGUUAAGAUUGUAGCAACUAAUAAGUCAUAGAGAUUUUUUUUCGGAACAGUUAUGUAUCACAAAGGCUUUCUUGUGCUUUCUAAUAACUGACAAACAUUUUUAGUACAUUGUUUGUUCUAAAAUACAUUGGAAUAUUAAUGUAUUACAUAACACAUUGUUUCAUAUUAUAGCUCAUGUUUGUACCACAUAAAUUUCUAAUUAUAUGAAAUACACUGGGAAAGUUAGCAAAGCCAAGCGCAGUACAAACAUCAAACCAGCGGAAAUAAUUUCAAAGCAGUAUUUAUCAAAGCAUGUAUUACUCUCAGUGAGAUUAUAAAUAGAAAUAAAUUACCUUAAAUUGUUGCUAUCUUAUCCACAGUUAAAUGUAGUUAAAAACCAAUGUCUGCAUAUCCAAAUACUGAAUAGUACAUUAGAAAACUGCAAGACAAAAUAUCAAUAGCAUUACUAAGUUUAGCUUUAUACUAUUGCAGAUAGGAAAUGUACCAAUUUCAUGAUGUUUAUUACCAUACCAGUUUCACUAUAAAUGUGCGCGUGCACACACACACACACACACACACACACACACACACACACACACACCCGCGGGCACGCGCGCGCACAGUCCUAAAGCACCAAACUGCUGAGGUCAUUGGUCCCUAGACUUACACACUGCAUAAACUGACUUACGUUAAGAACAACACAGACACCCAUGCUCGAGGGAAGAUUCGAACCUCCGGCAGGAGGGUGAAAUGGUGCCUCAAACCACAUGGCUACUCUAAGCUGCGAGUUCUCUCUCUCUCUCUCUCUCUCUCUCUCUGUGUGUGUGUGUGUGUGUGUGUGCGCGCCUUUUCUCCUUCUCAAGAAGGCUUUGGCCGAAAGCUAAAUCAUAAUCUUUUCGUUGUACCUGUCUGAAUUCAACAUUUAAUCUUUACAGUUAGUAACAAUCCAUUCUUUUCCUUAUAUUGUUGAUAUUGCCACCUGGAGUUUCCAUUGUAAGAUGGUUUGCCCUACUUGAAAAAAAGGCACAAAACAUUACAUUGGAGCUAUUACAUUUUGAAAUCGUCCUGCUAAUAAAUGUCAUAAAAUUGUAGCUGCAUGGUUGGUUUACUUUUUGUAUGAAAUUGUGUAGCUUUAUCCAUAUUACUAUCUGUGACUACAUGGAAGUGCAGCAUGUGUUACAUUUUGUUGCCAAAAUAAUGCAGUAAUGUAUCUUGUGAUAAAAUGCUGUUACCAAAAUUCUCCUUAAACUAUGCGGAAUGUUACCGAUGUCAUUUGAAAGGUAAAAAAAGACUGUAUCAACAGGUGUCACGUCUGCUGAUACAAACUGGAACACUGUCUUAUUGCUCAUCACAAUCUCACAUUUUUAUAAUACUGUUUCCUAGAGGUUCACAGUUGCAUAUCGAAACAUGUUAUUUGCGUGGUUCAUGGGAUAAAGCCAAAAAUUAUUUUAUACAGAAAUUGCUCCUUAAUGGAAACGAAAAAUUAUUUCUAGUUCCCUGUAGUGUGCCUAAUGCCUCAAACUAGUCAGAUAUCCAGUUCAGGGAUGAUAACUGAGGCUGACGCAAAUAUCUAAGAAGAGUAUUUCCAGCAGCAACUGAGUAGGUUAUGUUUGCUGUUAUGACUUAAGUCUUGUUUCACAGCAGUCAUACAGUCUCUGCUGGUAAUAUUUUUGAGAGGGAGUAUGUGCUGCUAUACACUUGUGAUGGGGCAAGGUUGAUAGAGAAUUAAAAAUCUCUAUCCAGAUAUGUUACCAUAAUGCACAACACAAAGGCCAGAGUGGUUCCUUCACACUACUGCUGCUGUCCAGCCCCCUCCCUCUAGCAAGCUUAUACAUUGUGACUAAUGAUUUUUUAAUUAUGAACAAAGCACUGAAGUUUAUUUAAUCUUCCUUGUGAUGUUACAAAUGUAAUCCUUAACCUGCACAAUUUAAUUGCAUUCAGUUAUACUAAAUAAUUAUGUCUGCUUGAACAUAAUAGAAGUAGAGGAUUAUGAAGUGCUGCAAUUAUUUCAUAUUACUGUCUUUUACCGUGUGAAACCUAAUGGUAUUAACCAAGCUAUUGACUGAAAAUGGAAUUUUUAGAGCUUGCCAAGUCGUGAGGUAUGACUAGUCAGGGCACACACAUGGAUGAUUGAUGGCCUGUAUGUAUUUACUUUGUUAAAUGUUCUUAUGCUGGCCCCUCAGUAUUCAACAAUGUAAAUGACAGACAUUUUGUACAUGCUCCUGUUGAAGUGAAGGAAAAAAAUGGUACUAAUACAUUCUGAGCAAAAUGUACUGCCUAUAUGUAUCAAAUAAAGUACAUUUUAACUAUAACUACAGUGCAUUUUUUCCCCCCUUCAGCCUCAUGAAAUUUAUGCAUAAACAAGGAACUGCGUCAACUGGUAUACCCACAGGCAAUUAUUUCAACUGAUUGCUGUGUCUAAUUUCAUCUGACAAUAAACGGUACAUCAAAUUACAUAAUGUCUUUAU
Molecule: messenger RNA, 6119 nt
Organism: Schistocerca nitens (vagrant locust)
Lineage: Eukaryota; Metazoa; Arthropoda; Insecta; Orthoptera; Acrididae
Gene: Daao1
Product: D-aspartate oxidase
Exons: 2
Coding region: 312-1547 (411 amino acids)
Molecular function (GO): D-amino-acid oxidase activity; FAD binding
Source: RefSeq, a predicted model, not a curated record